Phytophthora nicotianae INRA-310 is the source of this 1983-nucleotide messenger RNA. RefSeq lists its product as hypothetical. Gene Ontology annotation, cellular component: peroxisome. NCBI's taxonomy places the organism in Eukaryota, Oomycota, Peronosporomycetes, Peronosporales, Peronosporaceae. Gene Ontology annotation, molecular function: FAD binding; fatty acid binding; acyl-CoA oxidase activity. The coding region runs from base 1 to 1983 and encodes 660 amino acids. Gene Ontology annotation, biological process: fatty acid beta-oxidation using acyl-CoA oxidase; lipid homeostasis. The record is from RefSeq and is a predicted model, not a curated record. The transcript has a single exon.
AUGGUUGUGGAACUGAAGGAUCUGGCGCCACUGCUGCUCAAGAAGGAGCGCGCAAAUGGCGACAUUAAACCGGCGGUGCUUACUGAUGUGCUGCGAGACGGUAAGGCGGCCAACGCCCGCCGCAAAGAGCUCAUCAACGUGAUCGAGCGUCAUCCGGUACUCUCAGACCGCAACAUGAUGUUCCGCAACCACACGGAGCGCUACGAAUUCGGCCUGAAGAAGGCCUAUCACUACGUGAAGCUGCUGCAAGACGGGGGCUACACGAACCCCGAAGACCAGCAGAUUCUGUACAAGGCGCUGGGAGAACCUCUGGGCUUCGACGUGCACCGAGCCAUGUUCAUCCCAACGCUAGAGAACCAGGGAAGCGACGAGCAACGCGCCAAGUGGCUGCCACUUGCCAAGAACUACAAGAUCUUCGGUGCGUAUGCGCAAACAGAGCUUGGUCACGGGUCCAAUGUGCAGGGCAUCGAGACUGUCGCUACGUACGACAAGGCCACUCAAGAGUUCAUCAUUGACUCGCCCACACUGACCAGUCGUAAGUGGUGGCCAGGAGGUCUGGGCAAGACAGCUAACCAUGCCAUCGUGCAUGCGAGAUUGUACUUGGACGGCAAGGACGUGGGUGUGCAGGCGUUCCUGGUGCAGAUCCGGUCGAUGGAGGAUCAUCAACCAUUGCCAGGUAUUGAGGUGGGAGAUAUCGGUCCGAAGGUCGGAUUUAACGGUGUAGACAACGGAUACUGUGCUUUCCAUAAGAUCCGUAUUCCACGCGAGAACAUGAUGAUGCGAUAUGCCAAGGUGUUACCGGAUGGGACGUUUGUCAAGCCCAAGAGCGACAAACUCGUGUACUUGACGAUGGUACAGGUACGAGCUUACAUGAUCAAGACUGCUGGGAUCCAGAUGGGUGCAGCUAGCACUAUCUGUACUCGCUUCAGUGCUGCUCGUAUCCAGGGACGCACUCCGGAUAACAAGGGCGAGUUCCAGGUGCUCGACUACCAGAACCAGCAGCACAAACUGUUCCCUCUCAUUGCAAUCUCGUACGCUGCACUUUUCGCCGGUGUCUCUCUUGUUGAGAUGCAUGACUCGGCAUUGGAUGUGAUCAAGAAGGGUGGAAACUCCUUCGGCGCUAAGCUGGCAGAGCUUCACGCCGUGUCUUCGGGACUCAAAGCCUGGCUCGCUGAGCGCGUGAGUGACGGAAUUGAAACGUGCCGCCGUCUGUGUGGAGGUCACGGAUUCACGCAAUCCAGCAACCUGGCUCAUUUGUUCGCUGAGAUGGUCGGUGCCAACACGUACGAAGGCACUUCCGACGUAUUAGUUCAGCAGCAUGCGCGCUAUCUACUGAAGACGCUGGCGUCUCUUCCUGUCGACGAGGAAUCUACCAAGUUUUUGAAUAACGUGAAGCGUUACAGCGAUAUUAAACUGCGGUGCAAGGCUCAAAAAUCCGAGGACUUCGGAAACCUUGAGCUUCUUCUCGAUGCUUUCCAGACACGGACUGCACGUGUCGUGUUGGCGCUGGCCAGCAAAAUGAAAGCAACCAAGAACGAUGGCAAUGCUUGCAUGGUGCUCAUGACUCGUGCUUCUGCUGCUCACGCCGAGUUGAUAUUGCUCGAAGCGUUCAUCCGCGGCGCACAGAACCUACCUGCUAGCUCUGAGAAGGACUCGGUUACACAAUUGUGCUCGCUGUUUGGCGCUUGGUUGAUCACCAAGUCGCUUGGAGACUUCCGUCAACACGACUAUCUCUCCUCCCAACAGGCUGAUCUUGUUCGGAACCAGGUGGUGCGUCUACUACCGCUCAUCCGCAAGAACUGCGUGCUGCUCACGGAUGCCUGGGACUUCAGUGAUUUCGAGCUGAACUCGACUAUCGGGCGCUAUGACGGUGACAUCUAUCGUGCAUUGGUGAAGCGCGCUGCUGACGAACCUUUGAACAAAUCGCAGAUCCCGGAUGGAUACGAAAUGUACUUGAAGCCGUUAAUCCAGUCUGGUCUGUAG